Cetraspora pellucida is the source of this 378-nucleotide messenger RNA. The record is from the annotation of a GenBank genome assembly. NCBI's taxonomy places the organism in Eukaryota, Fungi, Glomeromycota, Glomeromycetes, Diversisporales, Gigasporaceae.
AUGCUAGGUUGUAUAUACAAUCUUGAUGCUAAAGAAACUUUUGUCACAGACAGGUCAACUAGAUGUGUUAUAAGUGGAUCAAAUGCUGAUGUUACAGAUAGGUUGUUAACUAUAGGUGUUACAGGCAGGUUAAUAAUAGGUGUUAUAGGAGGGUUAAUCAUAAAUGUUACAGGUGAGUUAACUGUGAGUGUUGCAGGUGGGUUAAUCAUAGAUAUUACAGAUGAGUUAGUCAUAGACAUCUUCUUAUUCUUGGCAUGCCUAGUGUCAAAUUUUGCAGCAAUUGCAUUAGCAAAACUAAAAACUUUAUCAAAUUUAUUAGAAAAAUCAUUUUCAUAUAGAACUUUAAAAGAGUUAGCAGCAUUGAUUAAUGUUUUCUGA